UACAAAGUUUUUGAAUUAAUCUGUGGUUUGAAAUAUGGCAGGUUUUGCUACAGUGAUGAUGUUCAUAACUACUCUGCACUUGGCUUCUCUUGUGAGAGCACUAAAUGUAAAUUAUUAUGAAAAUACGUGCCCUCAUGUGGAUUCCAUUGUAGCUGCUUCUGUUCACAAAGCCACCAUGAAUGACAAAACUGUUCCUGCUGCUCUCCUUCGAAUGCAUUUUCACGAUUGCUUUAUAAGGGGUUGUGAUGCCUCUGUUCUUCUGGAAUCAAAGGGAAAAACCAUAGCAGAAAAGGAUGGACCUCCUAACAUUUCAUUGCAUGCAUUUUAUGUCAUUGACAAUGCUAAGAAAGCACUUGAAGAAGUAUGCCCCGGAGUGGUUUCUUGUGCUGAUAUUUUGGCUCUUGCUGCUAGGGAUGCUGUUACUCUGUCCGGUGGUCCCACUUGGGAUGUUCCAAAAGGAAGAAAGGAUGGAAGGAUAUCAAUGGCCACUGAAACCAGACAAUUGCCAGCUCCUACAUUCAACAUCUCCCAAUUACAACAAAGCUUCUCUCAGAGAGGUCUUUCCUUGGAGGAUCUUGUAGCCCUCUCAGGAGGACACACACUUGGAUUCGCUCACUGUUCAUCUUUUCAGAACAGAAUCCAUAGAUUCAGCCCAAAACAAGACAUCGACCCUUCUCUGAACCCUUCAUUUGGAAGCAGACUCAGAAGCAUUUGUCCCUCUCAUAACAAGGUGAAAAAUGCAGGAACCUCAUUGGAUUCCAGUUCCACCUUGUUUGACAAUGCUUAUUACAAGUUGCUCCUCCAAGGAGAGAGCAUAUUCUCUUCUGAUCAAGCUCUGCUAACUCAUCCCACCACUAAAGCUUUGGUUUCAAAGUUUGCUUAUUCUCAAGAGGAAUUUGAAAGGGCCUUCGUGAAGUCCAUGAUCAAGAUGAGCAGCAUCACCAACGAUGGACAACAACAAAUCAGGCUCGAUUGUAAAUUCGUUAGAUGAUUAAUUCAUAGUUUGUAUUUGAAUCAAUUGUGUUUGUGCUGUAUCAAUGCAUUGAGGAAGCAAGGGCGAUGAAAUAUAAAAGGAAAAUGUUUAUGGUAAUCCAUGACUAGUGGCCAAAGCAAGUGUUCAAUUUUUCUUUGAAUUUUCAGUCUUUGUUUUGA
Vigna unguiculata (cowpea) is the source of this 1152-nucleotide messenger RNA. RefSeq names its product Peroxidase superfamily protein (gene PER64). Gene Ontology annotation, biological process: hydrogen peroxide catabolic process; response to oxidative stress. The record is from RefSeq and is a predicted model, not a curated record. Gene Ontology annotation, molecular function: peroxidase activity; heme binding. Lineage: Eukaryota; Viridiplantae; Streptophyta; Magnoliopsida; Fabales; Fabaceae.